CAUCACCAAUUUUUAGAGAGAGAAAGAGAAAUAAUUUUUAGAGAGAGAGAGAGAUGACCACAAAGCCGAGCCCUGGUAAUGACGAGCCAUUUGUAGAUAUCCAUGAACUCUACACUGAAGAAGUAAGAGAUAAGGAAAUGAAGCCAGAUAAAUAUUGCAGGAUCCAUAAAGACAAAGGUCAGCAUCAUAUAGGCAAGAACCAUCAUCAUCAUCACAAUGGCGUCAAAUUCACCAGGCAAGUCUCUCUAGAAACCGGAUUCUCUGUGUUCGGUAACUGCACGAAGAAGGAAGAGAGGAGGAGUAAGCUUUUGACGAGAAGCGGGAACAGUUUUGGAGAGUUUCGGGGCGCUGCGAGAGUUACCGAUGUGAGGAGAGGGGAAUUCAACUUGUUUAGGACUAAAACCACACUCAGUAGGCAAAAUUCUUUGCUUCCAUUGAGAAAAUUAGCGGAGCAAGAUGUGCACCACCACCACCCACCGCUUCCACAGGCUGAAGAAGAUGUUGAUUUGGAAGUACCCGCCGGAAGGUACUUUGCGGCCCUGCAAGGGCCCGAGCUCGAUGAAGUCAAGGAUUCGGAGGACAUACUCCUUCCAAAAGAUGAGCUGUGGCCUUUCCUCCUCCGCUUCCCGAUCGGUUGCUUCGGUAUCUGUCUCGGUCUCGGUAGCCAAGCCAUCUUGUGGAACACCCUCUCCACCAGCCCCGCCACCCGCUUCCUCCACAUCCCCCCUUACCCCUCGCUCGCCCUCUGGCUUCUCGCCCUCAUGACCCUCAUCGUCGUCUCCUUCGCUUACAUUCUCAAGUCGGCCUUUUACCUCGAAGCUGUACGCCGAGAAUACUACCACCCGGUCCGAGGAAACUUCUUCUUCGCCCCGUGGAUUGCUUCCAUGUUCUUGGCCAUUGCUGCACCGCCCCUCCUCACGCACGGUCCCCCUCACCCCGCCCUAUGGUGCGUACUGAUGACCCCAGUGUUUUUGCUCGAGGUUAAGGUGUACGGGCAGUGGCUCAGCGGAGGGAAGAGGAGACUGUGUAUGGUUGCAAACCCCUCGUCUCAUCUCUCGGUGGUCGGAAACUUCGUCGGGGCAAUAUUGGCUGCUAAGGUUGGGUGGGAGGAGGCCGGAAAGUUCUUUUGGGCAGUUGGGUUUGCACACUAUUUGGUUGUGUUUGUGACUUUGUAUCAGAGGUUGCCCACAAGCCAUGUUUUGCCAAAGGAGUUGCACCCUGUAUACUCCAUGUUUAUAACUGCACCAGGUGCAGCGAGUGUAGCAUGGGAGGCCAUCUAUGGUGAGUUUGAUGGGAUGGCAAGAACCUGCUUUUUUGUGGCUUUGUUCUUGUAUCUCACACUCGUCGUUCGCAUCAACUUUUUCAGGGGAUUCAGAUUUUCGGUCGCAUGGUGGUCUUAUACAUUCCCUAUGACAACAGCAUCAGUGGCCACAAUCAAGUAUGCAGAGCAAGAGCCAUGCGUGCUCAGCCAAGGGCUUGCAGUCGCACUCUCGGCUCUAUCAACAGCAAUGGUUUCGGUCCUUUUAGUGUCCACACUACUCCAUGCCUUCAUAUGGGGCUCAUUGUUCCCAAAUGACUAUGCCAUUGCAAUAACAAGACACAAGGUUGGAGUUAAGGGCAAAGCCAAGACCAUCCGGAAGGCGGCCAAUGGCAUCAAACGAUGGACAAGGAGCUCAUCCUUGGCCCUGGUUUCUUCCGUGGCCAAGAACCCAUUUGAAAAAGAUGCAAGUGGAGGAAAGGUCUGAGUCUCUCGCUAUGGUAGAAAGGAAAUGGCAACAUUGGAAUAAGAUAGGCCAUAGGAAGGAUCCCAUGAAUAUAGUUGAAUAAAUCGA
This is a messenger RNA of Amborella trichopoda, 1832 nucleotides long. RefSeq names its product C4-dicarboxylate transporter/malic acid transport protein (gene OZS1). Gene Ontology annotation, molecular function: voltage-gated monoatomic anion channel activity. Gene Ontology annotation, biological process: stomatal closure; transmembrane transport; intracellular monoatomic ion homeostasis. Lineage: Eukaryota; Viridiplantae; Streptophyta; Magnoliopsida; Amborellales; Amborellaceae. The record is from RefSeq and is a predicted model, not a curated record. Gene Ontology annotation, cellular component: membrane.